AUGGAUCAUGUGGUAAGGGAUUUCUCGAGUGAUAUAGAAUACUCCUCUGAAUCAUUUAUCGUGACUCUAUUACAUGGGAAGCCAGAGCAUAAACACUUGGAUGUGUUGACCGACCUUUUGACAAAAGGUUCCGAAAUAGAUGAGCGUGUCGCUUCAUCUAUCAGUGCCGCAUGGCACUGGAUAUGCCAGAAUGAUCUUUGGUCUACGAGGUAUGAGAGCCUCAGUGACUACCGGAAGGCUAUAGGAUAUAUGGAAACGGUACGGCCGAUUGUACAGCGACAUAAGAAGUCAGAGCUAGCGAAACGAUCAAGUACCGAAACAAUAUUUCGGUACUGGAAAGUUCCCUUCGAUAAGGCUCUUCCAAUUCAUACUCGCCCCUUAACCUGGAGCAAACAUUUGCUUUCAUUGACAGCCUGUUUGAGCAAGCACCUAAAUCAUUUGGACUCCCUAUCACUCCUUGAAAAUAGCAUGAAAAACAGACCAGAACGUGGACGCACUCGGACUCGACUCAUGGCAAGUGAUGUCCAACGGGCAUUGGAAACUUUAGGCAUACCGCAGACACUCUUGGCAGCACGGGGAUUUGAACCUCCAAGAAUGCGGCUUACGGUGUUUCAAGCAAGAAAAUCCCGAACCUCCUCGAGCUCAGCUCAGAACCAAGGCACUGAUAGUUGCGUUGAGGCUGACACUCCACCGUCCACCAUCCAUUCAGAAACAUCAUACCUCUUAAACACACAAUCGCAAAGUCUGCUACCAUUUGCAGCCUCGCCUACAGAAGGGCUGCCAACAAACAAAGACCCAAAUGAGUGGCAGUGCUGCGGAUGUAUUCCUAUAUGCUUGCCACUGAUCGCCCUAAUUACUACCCCUCAAGCAAGGUUGGAUACGAAGCUUCUGACGGCAUUGGUGGAGUGGGCAUACACAAUAUCAUGGGGUAGCUUUUGCUCCGAGCAUCUGAUGCGUCUAGCCCACUUUAUCCCCACAGAGGAUCUAUGUGACAGCACUAGAGCAGACGUAAUUCACAUAUUGGAGGCAUUCUGCUCUCGUGGAUGCUACAGUUCCAUAGCUACGGCCAAUUCCCCCUUUAUGACUGGGUCUGCCGAUGCGUGGUGGCGUUGGAAAAGGGAUGGAUUUCUCCAUAUCCCUGGGUUCUUUUCCUACAUGGAAGAGUUUGGUGUGUUCAGGCGGGUUCGGAAGUACCUUGGUAGAGGCACUACUAAAGAAGGUGCAACUUCGACAUUCUAUCGAAACUUCAUCCAGCAAUGCUACGAGAUGAUCUCUCAAAUGGUACAACGGGAUCCGGCAUAUUAUGCUGUUCUAGUCGCAUGCAGACCGGACCAAAACCAGAAACUCGUUCAUCGCCCACGACAGUAUCAACAAAGCACUGUUUCCCAGUGCGACGGUGUAGGGCUCGGUGUCCCAAUUGACAGCACCAAGUUACUGGCCCAAGGGGAAGUCACGAGUGACAUCCAUAGUACUGUCAUAUUACCGACAUGUGAGACUGCGCAAAAGAUCCGACUAGUCCCAGUGUCGCAUGGGCAAUGCAACUCAUGGUCACAGAGCCCGUUAGAAGCGGAGCAUGGAGAUGGAUGCAAAGUACUUGGUGAAGCCCAGGAGAUUUUGGUACUGCCAGGCGAUUUGAUUAUGUGUCUCCCGCAAAUUCUCAGAUGGCCAGCAACCUUUCCGUCCUCAAACUUUCUCAACCUGUCACAGACUGGAUUGGACAACAGAUUCACCACACCCCCCGAACAACCCAGUGAUAGUUGGGAUACGGGCAGUUUCGACAAGGUCUGGGAGCAGCCAGAACCGCUGGUUCACGACAGCAAAAGUAUACCGCACGAAUAUCAUACCGCGAAAGCGGACCUUAUUGAGGACAGCUGGUGUAGUUCCUCCAGUGCCAUAGGCCAGGCAUUGACAGGUCGUCUGGAUUGGGGUACCGACAGAGUGAGAGAAGAAAUGAACUAUAUUCUCGGUUCUGAUGGAGCGACAGCAGUUGAAUUUGUCACGAAGUCGCGAGCGCAGUUGGCGAAGCAUUUUCACCACCUCUGUGAUUCAAUUGAGCGAGGCGAAGACCUGGACUCUGAUUGCAGAAUGAACAGAUAUGGAGAACGAGGUGUCUCACCGGACCUUUUCCAAGGUCAAAAUGAAUAUCUUGAGACACCGGAAUCUUUCACCGAUCCUUUAACGUCAACCUCACCUACGUGGAACAACCCUUCUAUAGAUGAUAUGGUAGCAGACUUGAACCAUACUUUUUCUCAACAGCCUAUGUCUUUCGAUUUACCUUGA
This is a messenger RNA of Penicillium verrucosum, 2280 nucleotides long. RefSeq lists its product as uncharacterized. The record is from RefSeq and is a predicted model, not a curated record. The transcript has 4 exons. Bases 1 to 2280 code for a protein of 759 amino acids. Lineage: Eukaryota; Fungi; Ascomycota; Eurotiomycetes; Eurotiales; Aspergillaceae.